UCUCUCUCUCUCUCUCUCUCUCUCUCUCUCUCUCUCUCUCUCUCUCUCUCUCUCUCUCUCUCUCUCUCUCUCUCUCUCUCUCUCUCUCUCUCCCUCUCCCUCCCUCCCUCUCCCUCCCCACUUCCUUCUUCCACACCGGGAGUGUUAAGAGACAGGGAAGCGGUAGGCCUCACUGAAGCCUCGGCCUGACGUGAUGUCGGAGCCGAAGACAGCCGCUCCGGCGCCCGGAGACACGUACAAGGGCUGGCUGUUCAAAUGGACCAACUAUAUCAAGGGAUACCAGCGGCGAUGGUUCGUCCUGAGCAACGGCCUGCUGUCCUAUUACAGGACCCAGGCGGAGAUGGGCCACACAUGUCGUGGCACUAUAAAUCUGGCUACAGCCAACAUCGCUGUGGAGGACUCGUGUAACUUUGUGAUCUCAAACGGAGGUGCACAGACGUAUCACCUGAAGGCCAGCUCUGAGGUGGAGCGACAGCGCUGGAUCACAGCCCUGGAGCUCGCUAAGGCUAAAGCUGUGCGCAUGCAUGCAGAGUCAGAUGACUCUGGGGAUGAGUGUGCCUCCUGUCCACCCAUGACAGGUCAAGGUGUUGGGGCUCGUAACUCGGAGGUCCAGUCCACACUAAGAACUCUAGGAAGCAAAGUGGAGGACCUCAGUACAUGCAAUGACCUCAUUGCCAAACAUGGCUCCGCCCUCCAAAGGUCCUUGUCUGAACUGGAGAGCAUUAAACUGGGUGGAGAGACCAGUGAUAAAAUCCGGCAGGUGACGGAGAGGGCCACGCUGUUCCGCAUCACGUCUAAUGCCAUGAUCAACGCAUGUCGGGACUUCCUGGCCCUGGCUCAGGCUCACAGUAAGCGGUGGCAGAAAGCCCUUCAGGCCGAGCGGGAGCAGAGGGUUCGUCUGGAGGAGACGCUGGAGCAGCUGGCCAAGCAGCACAACCACCUGGAGAGAGCGUUCAGAGGAGCCACAGUGCUGCCCGCCUCAUCCAGUAACACCAUAGCUGAUAGCAAAGGCUCAGCUGCAGCAAAGGGUGAUGCCAGUGAUGAUGAGGAGAACGAGUUUUUCGAUGCGUGUGAGGAGUUUAUCACCGUCCCAGCUGACCCCAAAUACCACAGGAGGUCGGGCAGUAAUGUCAGUGGGAUCAGCAGUGAGAUGGGGAUGGACGAUGGCACCACAUCGUUGGAUGAGCAGUCUCUGACGUCCAAUCCGGAGUCUCCUCAGUCUCAGGAGGUGGAGCCUGUGAGGAAGAGGCGGACCCGAAUCCCAGACAAACCGAACUACUCGCUCAACCUCUGGAGCAUCAUGAAGAACUGCAUCGGAAAAGAGCUCUCCAAAAUCCCCAUGCCCGUGAACUUUAAUGAGCCGAUCUCCAUGCUGCAGCGUUUGUCAGAGGAUCUAGAGUACUCUGAGCUGCUGGACCGAGCCGCUAAGUGCCAGAGCUCACUGGAGCAGCUUUGUUACGUAGCGGCCUUCACAGUCUCGUCUUAUUCUACCACCGUACAUCGUACAGGAAAACCAUUCAACCCUCUGCUGGGCGAAACCUUCGAGCUUGACCGCCUGCAGGACAGUGGAUACAGAUCCCUCUGUGAACAGGUGAGUCAUCAUCCUCCUGCUGCAGCUCAUCAUGUGAUCUCUGAGCGAGGCUGGACCCUGAGGCAGGAAAUCACUGUGGCCAGCAAGUUCAGGGGCAAAUACCUUUCCAUCAUGCCUCUCGGAUCUAUUCACUGUAUUUUUGAGAAGAGUAACAAUCACUACACCUGGAAGAAGGUGACCACAACCGUGCACAACAUCAUUGUAGGAAAGCUGUGGAUAGACCAGUCAGGAGAGAUCGAUGUGAUAAACCACAGAACAGGAGAUCGCUGCCACCUGAAAUUUGCUCCUUACAGCUACUUCUCCAGAGACGUGGCCAGAAAGGUUACAGGUGUGGUAACAGAUAAGGAUGGUAAAGCUCAUUAUGUGCUGUCUGGGACAUGGGAUGAGAAGAUGGAGUGUUCUCGUGUAAUGCAGAGCAGCCGAGGAGGCGAGAACGGGACAGAGGGACGUCAGAAAACCGUCUACCAGACACUGAAAGCUCGAGAGCUCUGGAAGAAAACUCCUCUGCCAGAUGGAGCAGAGAACAUGUACUACUUCUCAUCGCUGGCACUGACGCUGAACGAGCCGGAGGAGGGCGUGGCCCCCACAGACAGUCGGCGACGCCCAGAUCAGAGACUGAUGGAACAGGGGCUUUGGGAUGAAGCCAAUGCUGAGAAACAGCGACUAGAGGAGAAACAGCGCACUGUGAGACGGGAGAGAGAGAGGGAGGCGGCUCAGAUCGCCAAUACUGAAGACAGUGAGGCUCUCAUUGAGGACUCCAUAACUGACUCGCCUCUAAAAAGCGUCCCGCAGGAUGCCUACAAGGCCCUUUGGUUCGAUCAGUACGAAGACCCGAAGACGGGAGAGCUCACGCACGUCUACAAGGGGGGGUACUGGGAGGCUAAAGAGCAGGGCGACUGGCACCUCUGCCCCGAUAUUUUCUGAAUCAGCACCGUGUGCACUCUGUCUGUAGACUGGACAUCAGAUCGGCCUGCUUUCUUUCCCCUUCCUUGGAAAGCUGGACAUUUGUCUGAACUUCCACAUCUGUCUUUUCUCAAAAACACUAGAGAACCCCACCCUCCGAUCAGCCCCUGCUCCUAACCCCACCCCCGCACACAGGAAAUACCAAAGGGGCGUAGAGGACCGCGCUCCAUGACCGCUGUGUGAUUUCCUGCUAACUUCUCUUAUCUCGGUCAGUGUUAACGUCUCGAAAGGGAAAGGACGUGUCUUCCACAGGGGUGUGGCCUAUAGGGGCGUGGCAUAUCCAGGCUGAUUGUAGUCAGAUUAAUUUUAUCAUCAGACAGCUCGAAGAUAAUGAAGGACGUGGUUUUCGGCUUUAAUGGGUCGAUGGUUCUGUUUUUCACACAAUCAUUUAAUUAAUUAAUUAAUAAAUAAAUAAAUAAAU
Molecule: messenger RNA, 2975 nt
Organism: Hemibagrus wyckioides
Lineage: Eukaryota; Metazoa; Chordata; Actinopteri; Siluriformes; Bagridae
Product: oxysterol-binding protein 1-like
Exons: 17
Coding region: 194-2515 (773 amino acids)
Cellular component (GO): membrane; cytosol; intracellular membrane-bounded organelle
Molecular function (GO): sterol binding
Source: RefSeq, a predicted model, not a curated record